Messenger RNA from Adineta steineri, 380 nucleotides. The record is from the annotation of a GenBank genome assembly. Lineage: Eukaryota; Metazoa; Rotifera; Eurotatoria; Adinetida; Adinetidae.
AUGCGAGGCUUUACAAUAGCUUGUAUACUUGGAAAUAAUAAUUCCACAACAAUAACUACAACAACGAAUAAACUGAAACGAAAACAUUCUGAUGAUAAUGAUGAACAUCAACCUAAUAAACGACAAACAACGGAAGCACCUGAAAUCCUAUCUCCAUCAUCUAUUCUACUUCUUCCAAGUUCAUCAUCAGACAAUAGCAAUAAUAAAUUAUCAAUAAAUGAUGAAGAACGUGAUUCAUCAACUGAACAACAUAGUUGUGAUGAACGACCACGAAAAGUACGACGUAGUCGAACAACAUUUUCAACCUAUCAAUUACAUCAAUUAGAACGUUCGUUUGAAAAAACUCAAUAUCCUGAUGUAUUUACACGUGAAGAACUUGC